Messenger RNA from Cryptomeria japonica (Japanese cedar), 2583 nucleotides. Its product is annotated as regulator of G-protein signaling 1. The record is from RefSeq and is a predicted model, not a curated record. Gene Ontology annotation, biological process: G protein-coupled receptor signaling pathway. The transcript is spliced from 6 exons. The coding region runs from base 1055 to 2182 and encodes 375 amino acids. Gene Ontology annotation, molecular function: G protein-coupled receptor activity. Lineage: Eukaryota; Viridiplantae; Streptophyta; Pinopsida; Cupressales; Cupressaceae. Gene Ontology annotation, cellular component: membrane.
UACGUUGACAAUAUUGAAUUUGCGGGGCACACCCUCCACGCAAGAAAGAAUUGAAAUGCGACUCGGUCAAACACGACAUGAAUAGGGAGAAUUAAAAUUGCCAAUUGCGUUAAUUCAUGUUGUUGAAUGUUUCUAGUAUUUCAUAAAUGUCUUCUAACUGGAAAUUUGUGAGAACCUUCUAUAUAGAUUCAAACUAGAAGGGUGAAAACAGUCUGCCACUGAUUCAAUACCCUAUAUAAAAUGCAAGUCAAAGUCAUGGUUUUUGAAAGACCUGUCGACCCAACUGUUUCUUAUUGUUAUGGUACACAAGCACGGUCAAAUUCAGAUUUCAAAAUUCAUUUGCGAGAAGAUCCGGUUCAUGAUUAUGGCCUGGUAGAUAUCUCCGAGGGACUUGUGAAGCAAUGUAAGGUUUGUUUGAAGAACGCCCACAACUAAGAAGGCAAGAGGUCUACAUGUGGCAAGGGCAACAUUUCUGGUAACGCCCGUGUAUAUAUUAAGGAGGCCUAAAAAGCUAGAAGGAUCAGAUUAAUUUCUACUACAGGAUUGAUGUCCUUCUAUUUGUGCUCACGUAAGACAUGCCUAAAUUUGAUACCGGGUCUUUGCUCGACAUACUGCAGUUUUGGUAACAAUGAUGUAUUCAUAAUUGAGACUGGACAAAGCUAGAAAGCAUGCUUUGAGCUUGGAAUCGGAUUCUAAUAAAUUUUCUAUCUUCUGGUUGCUGUAAUCUCAGUUGAUCCGAGGAGAUAAUACAUUUAAGCUUGGGUUAAGGGAACUUUGCCUAAUUGAUGAGAUGGGCACGCUGCUCUUUUGAUUAUGGCGUCAAAUUUAUCUAUGAGACUAGCCAAAGCUAGAAGGCAGGAUUUGGUUUCUGAAUCAUCUUAUAAUAAUAAGGCUUAUCUUAUCACAGGUCCCCUCUCAUUUGUGCUCAGGACAAAAUACACAAUUUUGGUGCGAAGGCUUUUACCCCAUUGAGAUAUACCUAUAUGGAAGACCGCACUUAAUUCAUCAAAUCGAGAAGAUGAUUCAAGUCAAUUCUAGUUAAGUAAUUCCAAGAAUGAAAGACGAACAGCCAUGGGGAUUUUGGGACUACUUUGUAACUGCUGUGAUAGUUACAGCUUGCAUUCCAUUCAUUUUGGGGAACAUUGUGUUACUCUGCAACAGGCAAUAUAGACCCAUCAAGACCAAGAGUGUGUACUUAACUGUGCUGAGUUCCGUGGGAGGAUUGAUAUGGGUGGCAGCGACAAUUGUUGUCAAUAAUCCGGAGCGAAAAAAUGGUUCUAUUUGGGGAUUUUGCCCUCUAUGGACUUUUUGGCUUCAAGCCUGCUUUGGAUUCUCUUUAUGGCUCAAUUGCUUGAAUGUGCGACUGAUUGUUCUAUACACUAUCUUCAACUUGAAAAAGCGCACAAAAAGUAUAAAGUCGAAUCUGAUUAAACUCGUAUGCCUGCUCUUGCCAACAAUCAUCCUUUGCAUAUGUGCAUCUGUGAAGCAACCGAUAAAGUUAAUUUCAACAGAAGGGCCACCAGCUCCUCCAGAAGGGCCACCAGGUCCCUUAGAAGGGCCACCUCACGAAUUUAAAGGAAAUUGCAGUUUUACUCAUAGAUCUUGGUCAUUUGCCUUCUUGUCAUUGCUAGUUCUCUACUUCCUGAUCUUUCUUGUACUUUCUUUCAUGCUGCGGAGAGCCAUGGCACAGUACAAUGAGUUCAGGCUAAUAAGAAAUGGUGGUGUUAUGUCAUUGUUUCUUCUUCUUUUAUCUCUAGUCACAAUGCAAACUCAUGCCUACACACUAGUGAUUGGCCGAAGCUUUUUGUCUCUCUCGGUAGCUUCAGCUGUCUUUUACUAUUUUUGGGCUCGGAAUGGAAAAGUUAUUUAUAAUGUUAUCUUUAACAAAGAGGAAUAUGAACGGAAGUUCAAUGAUGAAAUGAACCGCUGUCCAAGUGAACGUGACAGUAGGGAAAAUUUUCCACCAUCGUUUCAGAAUUUGGAAUCUGAUUUAAAAAAGGCAAGAGAAUCAAUAACUUGUUAUGAAAAUCAAAUAAAAAGGCUUGAAGAAGAUAUCCGCACGAUGGAAGACAAAAUUCGUGAUCUGCAAGAUCAGGCACCACAGGUGAAUUCGAGUGGCAGAGUAAUCAAAUUGCCUGAGCGGUCAAAGUCUUUGUGUGGAAGAAUGCGAGCUGAUGGUUGACUUGAAACCUGAUAUCACCCCAGGAAUUGAAACUCCUCAAAUAUUAAAGAAAAAGAAUCACUACUUUUAAUGUAAUAUUAGUUAGAUUUCAAGUGCUAUUCGUUACCUAAAUGGAUGCAGAGAAAUGGAGUAUGUGAAGAGCUGAUAGUAUAAUUUUUCAUUCUUAAGAAGACAAAUGAAAAACAUAAGUUUGCCAUAUUGGAGUGCGAUAAUAUAUCUAUAUUGGUAAGUGGAGAGAAAUCUUCUCAUGUGCUUCUGGGAGGGGUCUCAAACACCCAAUUGGUGACUUGACUGGCAGUGACUAAAAAAACAACUUUUACCUUUAUAUUUUGUACAAGUAUGUUCCUCUGUUCAAAGUUUAAACCAUUCAAAUCCAAAUGUCCGAUAUGCAUUUCCUUGAA